This is a messenger RNA of Nothobranchius furzeri (turquoise killifish), 1268 nucleotides long. The record is from RefSeq and is a predicted model, not a curated record. NCBI's taxonomy places the organism in Eukaryota, Metazoa, Chordata, Actinopteri, Cyprinodontiformes, Nothobranchiidae.
AGCUUUUAUACUAACUGAGCAGUAUGGGAAAGCAUCUGGGGCCAAACUAAAUGAGAACAAAACACAACUACAGCGGUAUGGACCAUGGACAGCAAGUGAAAGAACACAGGCAAAAGUAAACUCAAAUGAACAAAAGAUAUUAGGGAUUAAAUUUGAUAAAGGUAAAGGUGAGGUAAAUUGGACAGAAAUAUCAGCAAAAGUGAGACAGAGAACAGGCCUGUGGAAACAAAGAGACCUAACCCUGAACGGAAAAGUGCUGAUAAUAAAAGCUGUGAUUAUCCCUUUGUUUUUAUUGGCAGCAAGUGUGUUUUUACCAUCUAGGAAAACGAUAAGAAGUCUUGAGAGGACAAUCUUCCAGUUUUUAUGGGGAUCCAAGUGGGAGAGACUAAAGAGAAGAAAUGAAGAAACCCAAAGGAAAAGGAGGCAUGGGGGUUCCAGACCUAUAUUUGUGUCUGGGUUCACAUUACACCUGCACCCACAUGCGAUUAGUAAUGACUGAACAGGGCGGUGUGAAGACACGUGCAAUGUCUUACUAUUGUAUGGGUUCAUACCUCCGUAAACUAAAACUGAUGCCAAGUAAUUUGAGAGUACCUGUAGCCUUUCAGUUGCCACCUGCUUACGAGGUCAUUAAGACAUUUUUAACACAUUUUAAUCUGGAAAAUGAAAGUAAGGACACUCUUUUAAACCAGCGUCUUUUAACUUCUGUUGUACAGGCUCGAAGUGACCCGAUUCCUGUUGCGGGACUUGCAGGUGGGGAGGCGGAGGCGGUGUGGAAAGGCAUCAGCCGCCCUGGUCUCCCAAACAGACUGAUGGACCUUUCAUGGCAAGUGGCACAUGGGAUCCUCCCCGUCAGGGAUGUUAUGCACUCCAGAGGAAUGGCAGCCAAAGCAGCAUGCCCCCGAUCCGGCUGUGGCGCACCGGAGAUGGUACGGCACCUCCUCUGGGAGUGCAGUGCUGCUGUCAACCUGUGGACAACAGCCGGCUCCCAGGACUUCCCGUACUUGCCAGCAAGGGAGGUCCUGACAGCACACCUAGUGCUCUAUGGGGUGAGCCAGAGUAUGGCAAAACCAGAAAAACUCAGUGACGAGGAAAGGCUCACCCUAGCCGCCAUCAAAGACGCCAUUUGGACCUCCAGAAACUUGCUGGUGAGAAAACACAUGCAGAUCCCCCCCGUGGCUGUGAUCCGGAUGGCUGCAGCCCUGAGGACAUCGUCAGGGUUGCGGGCGGCGAGCCAAGGACACAGCCACAAAGAAGAAUCGCCUCUGUGA